Schistosoma haematobium is the source of this 3189-nucleotide messenger RNA. RefSeq names its product Protein disulfide-isomerase tmx3. The transcript has a single exon. Lineage: Eukaryota; Metazoa; Platyhelminthes; Trematoda; Strigeidida; Schistosomatidae. The coding region runs from base 269 to 1243 and encodes 324 amino acids. The record is from RefSeq and is a predicted model, not a curated record.
AUUUUUCCUAUUCUCUAGCUACUGUUCGGUAUGUUAUUUGUCUCUGUUUUUCUCUGUAUUAAUAGACCGUACUGUUUGUUUGUACGCUAACGAUGUUAAUUUAUGUUUUAGAAACAGAUAAAGUUUAUAUAGCCAAAUAGCUUACUUGUUCUGACUUUGGCUAAACCAAGACUCUGUACUCGACAGUCUAGAGAUUAGCUUAGAGUUGAAUCUGUAGGAAAUUGCUUCCUACAAAGUUUCGAACAGUAGUUUCGAUAUACCUACUGAAAUGACUUCCAAUAAACACUACGAUUCCGAUGAGAUUCCAGAAUUAUCACCACAUCAUUCAGCAGUUUAUGACGAGGAUCAACUUGGAAAGAACGAACUCAAAAACAACAGCAUGAUAGAACUAGAGAUAGCUAGGUUGCGCAUAACCCAGUUAGAAAAGGAAAUUGAACUAGAAAAAUUACGCUGCCGGAGAUGUGAAGGUUCCGGCCAAUCAGUAAGCAACAGUGAGAAUACAAUAUUAAAAAAUCUGUAUUUACCAAAAAGAGAAGUCAUAAGGUUUGAUGGUACACCGACAAAUUAUUGGAAUUUCAUUAGAAAUUUCGAAGAAUGCAUUGGGAGUGAGAAUAUUGGAUUUAGAGCUAAGCUAAAUUACUUGAUUCAAUAUUGUGACGGAGAAGCGAAAGCCGCUAUCCUCCAUUGUACUAUACUAGAACCAGAGAUAGGUUACCAUCAAGCCCUAAAGCUUUUAGAAGAAACGUUUGGCCAAAAACACGUCGUAGCACGCACGUUUAUCGAUAAUUUGUUAAACUUUCCCAAUAUAAGGAGAAAUCAACCAGAUGGUUUGAGAAGACUAUCUCGAGAAAUGCAAGCAUGUAGUUUGACUCUCGAACAGAUGAAUUACGUUUCUGAUUUGAACUCUUCUAGAACUAUUGAAACUAUGGUUCUGAAAUUACCAACGCACAUUCAACAAGAGUGGCUAAAGGUAGCUUUUAAGAUUAUCAGAGGAGGCAGAGAGCCUCUGUUUACCGAUCUUGUUGAGUUUGUAAAGGAGCAAGCUGAUAUAGCUAAUACUAGAUACGGCCUACUCGUCAACCGCGGUAGUAAUAGUGACAAUAGAGAUGUUGGCGUUUUAAAAAGGAAAAUUAGUACAGAUUACAAUGCAGCAAGAAUAUCUUAUGCGAGUGCUAGUGAUGAUAAUGCUCUCUUACGCAGUUCAUCUUGUUUGGAGUGCUCCAGUAAUCAUUCUUUAGAUUAAUGUCAGAAAUUUAAAGACAAGAAUGUUAGAGAAAGGAAGGAAUUCGUUCUUAGACACAAGUUGUGUAAUGUAUGCCUGAAGGCAAACCACGUAGCAAAAAACUGUCGAUCGCCGAGGUCGUGUGCUGUCGAAGGGUGUGGCUGGAGACACCAUACUCUGUUACAUGAGUUGCGGGAAGAACCAAGGAAUACUAAUAUUGAUGCACACAUUAACACCCAGCUAUGUACGGAGAAAAGUGUUGAGAGUGUACAGAAACAAGCAGCAUUCGCAAUAGUGCCUGUACUGGUAAGAAAUGGAGAAAAGGUAGCACAGACUUGCGCCUUCUUAGAUAAUGGGUCGGAUGCCUCUCUUAUUACAGAAGAUCUAGCUAAAAGGUUGAAUUUAGAAGGAGAGCCUAAGACGAUUUCGUUGAAAACGUUGGAUAACCAUUCCACAAUUCAGUGUAAAGAGGUUCAACUAGAGGUUUCAUUCUUAGACUCGUCUUCGUCAUUUAGAAUCCCAAACGUAUGGACAGUCGAGAGAUUACCUAUGUUGCACAGGACGGUACCAACGACGUCUCAAAUGAAAUCCUGGACGCAUUUAAAAGACAUAAGUUUUCCUAGAGUAGAGGAAGAGAAUGUCGAACUGUUGAUCGGGUGCAACGCACCGAGUGUACACGAAAUGAAAGAGGUAAGAACUGGAAAGCCGAAUGAACCAUUCACCGUGAAGACUCCGUUAGGUUGGACGCUGUUCGGUUCCUAUGGGGAACCCUGUAAAAGCAAUCGUGUACUCAAUCACCUCUCAGCUAAAGAGGAAUUAGAGGAUAAGUUUGGACAAUCGUAUUCAACUGAAUUCAAAGACCUACUUAGUCGUACAUCAUCGAUGUCUAUGGAAGAUCGUAUAGGAUUAUCAGAAUCUGCAUAUGGUGUCGCGGAGUAUACUCGUCCCGAAGAUGUCUCUCGUCAAGUUCAUUGUUCGUUUUUAUUAACUAAGUAUAAGGUUGUUAAGCCAAAAACUGAAGCAUCAUCUGCUAAUAAAUCCAAAUCAACUCUAAGAAAGCUUAAGGAAAAGAAGGACAUCAAACUGAGAGUGAAGACUACGAAAAGGCCGAAGACCACUGUAACGAAGAAGCCAGUAACUAAGACCCUGAAGAAGCAGGUAGCACAUAUUCGCCGUGGUAUCGAGGAUGGUGUUGAGAAAGACGCCCUUGUACGAGUUGUGAACAAGAGUAAGGGUACAUCUGGUAGUUCUGUAGGAUCCAAUGCUAUUCUUAGAUCAUGUGUAGUUGGAAUCAGAAUAAGAUAGUAAAUGCCCUUUUGAGAGAGGUUGCGAAUGGCGCUUUAAACUUCCGAGGUCUAGUCAACGAGACGGUGUAUGGGGACGCAUAAUAAAGUCGAUAAGAAGAAUUCUGCGAUCACUAUGGUUUCAGAAGGUAUUGAUGGAUGAGUCUUCGAGAGACUUAGUGUUAUUAAACAAUGUUGGCUCACUGAGAAGUCUAUGGUCCAAAGCUAUUGUCGAACAAGUAAGCUAUGGCUUUGACGGACGAGUUCGUACGGCAAAAUUGAGAACCUCAAACGAAGAAACUGCUCGGGACGUACGACGCUUAUGUUUACUAGAAGGAGCCGGCUGUCUGACGGCGACGACGACCCUGGACAACGGACGUGGUGCGCGUUUCGGGGGUGUAAAAUGUGAUUGAUAGACGAACCCACCAAUAAUAAGGGAAACGCCCACCACCACAUCAACUCCUUUUGACCUUGUACGAUUGUAUCUCUUUAUUAACCAAUCACAGUUUAAUGUUCAUUGUAAAACAAUUUUGGCUUGUUGACUCAUUUUUCCUAUUCUCUAGCUACUGUUCGGUAUGUUAUUUGUCUCUGUUUUUCUCUGUAUUAAUAGACCGUACUGUUUGUUUGUACGCUAACGAUGUUAAUUUAUGUUUUAGAAACAGAUAAAGUUUAUAUAGCCAAAUA